UGGGGGAACCGGGGGCAAUGUGACGGAGAACAGCUCGCCGAGUCCCGGCGGGUCCGGGGAUCUGUGGUGGAUCGAGCGGAUGGUGAUGGAGGCGCAGCAGGAGUACCCGGGCGAGUUGGUCCGCACCGGUAGCCCGUACUUCCUCUGCUCGGCCCUGCCCAACCACUGGCGCUCGAACAAGACGCUGCCGGCGGCCUUCAAGGUGGUGUGCCUGGGCGACGUUUGCGACGGCACGAUGGUCACCAUCAAGGCCGGCAACGACGAGAACUUUUGCUCGGAGCUGCGGAACUGCACGGCCGUGAUGCGCAACCAGGUGGCCAAGUUUAACGAUCUGCGGUUCGUCGGCCGGAGUGGACGAGGCAAAAGCUUCACCCUCACGAUAACCGUGUCCACCACUCCGCCCCAGGUGACCACCUACACCAAGGCCAUCAAGGUGACCGUGGACGGACCCCGGGAACCCCGCUCCAAAACCAACACCCCCCAGCUGCGACCACCCCCGCUGCACCGAUUCCUCGAGCAACCCGCCUUCAGUCACUUCCCGGCCCGGUUCAACUCUACCGGCUCCAGCGCCGGGAUCGGCGGCGCCAGUGGCAAGGGGUCAUCCAUCAACAACUACAGCGGCGGCGCAGGAGCCAACAGUACAAAUCAUCACCACCACCAUCAUCACAACAACGGCAGCAGCAAUAACAACAGUGGCAGCUCCAGUUUGAACACCAGCGUGGACUCGUCCAGCGAUUACAAGCCAAAUCUGAACCUGCCCGAUUACAGCAACGCCGCCGACUGGCCAAACGGACUCAACGCGUCCUCGGCGACGACGGCGGCGACCACCUACGCGAAUCCGUACAGCCCGAUGCAAACGACGCCGCCGUCCUACGGCGGCUACGAACCCUGUCCGAUGGUGGAACAUUCCGGCUACAAUCUGCCGACAGUCCUUCCCGACGCCGCCACCACCUACCAGGACUACUACAACCUCCCCACUCCAGCCUCCCACCAAUCCGCCAUGUCCGCCGCCCACCACCACGGCUACUCCGCCUCGUCCGCCUCCUCCAAAGCCCUCGUGACCGGCGACCCCCUCGACGGCUCCUCGUACGGUUCCCCGUACAGCCAGUGGGCCGCCAACGGGUACGGCAGCUACCAGUACAACACCGCCCCUCCUCUCCCUCCCCCUCCGCCCCCCCAGUCCCAGUACCCCUCGGCCGUCGCCGCCGUUCCCCCUCCGAUGGUGCUCUGUCCGCAGAUGUUCAGCACCGUCAACCAGAACCAGAUCCACGUCCAUCUCCACCCGGCGGCCACGCCCGGCAGCGACAAGCUCGAGCAGUACUUUGGCGAAAAUGGUGGCUUCAUGAUGCGGCCCGCGGUCACGGCGGCGGCGGCAGUGGCGGCCGCGUCCGAAAUUGGUGGGAUUGGUGGAACGCACGAUCCGACGAUGGGGCAGCAACAGGAUGUCGUGGGAAGUGAUCAUCAUCAGCAGCAGGAUGGUGGGGCGAGGGCGGAGGAAACGGUCGCCGGCGAUCCGAGCAGCGUUUGGCGGCCCUACUGAUGUUACGAGUUUUAGGGGGGGAGGAGGUUUGAGUUUUGUUAGACUGAUUUCAUUAUUAUUAUUAUUAUUAUUAUUAUUUGUGUUGAGGAAGCAACCAAUCGCUCAAAUUUAUUUUGAACUUUGUAGAAGCUUUUCUAUCUCUCUGUCUGUAAGCAAAGUACUCGAUAAACUCCAAAUAGAAAAUAGUAGCUAAUAUAGAUUAAUUUAUAAUAAAAUUAAAAAUCACGCAUCUUAAAGUAAGUUGAAUUUAUUAAAUAAUAUAUUAAAUUAAGCAAUUCGUCGGCGACGAAUUGUGAAUUGUUUUAAACUAAGUUUUCGAAUCAAAUAAAAAAAGUGGCAAACGCAUCAAAUUGUCUUCGUUACAAAAAAAAUCGUGAAUCAUGUUAAGUGUACAGAAUUUGUGUAAAAAAUAAUGUGAGCACACACUAGAUGAAUCGAUGAAUGUUGGAUGGAUUUACAAUAAACAUAUUUGUAUACAAAGUAAA
This is a messenger RNA of Culex quinquefasciatus (southern house mosquito), 2025 nucleotides long. Its product is annotated as protein lozenge. Gene Ontology annotation, molecular function: DNA-binding transcription factor activity, RNA polymerase II-specific; RNA polymerase II cis-regulatory region sequence-specific DNA binding; ATP binding. NCBI's taxonomy places the organism in Eukaryota, Metazoa, Arthropoda, Insecta, Diptera, Culicidae. Gene Ontology annotation, biological process: regulation of DNA-templated transcription. The coding region runs from base 80 to 1540 and encodes 486 amino acids. The transcript has 6 exons. The record is from RefSeq and is a predicted model, not a curated record. Gene Ontology annotation, cellular component: nucleus.